AAACUCAAUCAUAAAACCACCCAAAAACUCACACCCACACACUCACACACACCAACCCUUUUUUCACACACACACAAACAAACAAACAUGGAUUCUCUCACUCUUGUCUGUACCGCCUCACUUCUCGCCGGCGGCCUGUAUUGGUUCAUCUGUAUUCUCGGAUCCGCUGAACAAAAAGGCAAGCACGCCGUUAACCUCACCGGCGGUUCAAUCAAACGUGAAAACGUCCAAGACAAUUACAACAAAUACUGGUCCUUUUUCCGUCGCCCAAAAGAGAUCGAAAAAACCGAAAACGUCCCCGCUUUUGUCGACACUUUUUACAAUCUAGUCACCGAUAUUUACGAGUGGGGGUGGGGUCAAUCCUUCCAUUUCUCCCCCGCAGUUCCCGGGAAGUCAAAUCUUGAAUCUACUAGAAUCCAUGAAGAAAUGGCUGUAGAUCUGAUAAAAGUGAAACCAGGUCAGAAGAUUCUAGACGCCGGGUGUGGCGUCGGGGGCCCGAUGCGUGCAAUCGCUAGGCAUUCUCAAUGUAAUGUGGUUGGGAUUACAAUAAAUGAGUAUCAAGUGAGCCGAGCCAAGGCUCAUAAUAAAAAAGCCGGGUUGGACCAUUUAUGUGACGUGGUGUGUGGAAAUUUUUUAGAAAUGCCAUUUCCUGACUCCACUUUUGACGGAGCGUAUUCGAUUGAGGCGACUUGCCACGCGCCUAAGCUUGAAGAAGUGUACGCGGAAAUAUAUAGGGUAUUGAAACCGGGUGCGAUGUAUGUUAGUUACGAAUGGGUGACAACUGAGUUAUACAAAGGAGAAGAUGCAGAACACGUGGAUAUCAUUCAAGGAAUUGAAAGGGGUGAUGCAUUGCCUGGGUUAAGAAGGUAUGAUGAGGUCGCUGAGACCGCCAAAAGGGUCGGCUUUGAGGUUGUGAAAGAAUUGGAUUUAGCGAAGCCGCCUAGUCAGCCGUGGUGGUCCAGGUUGAAAAUGGGAAGGAUUGCUUAUUGGAGGAAUCAUAUUGUGGUUAUGGUGCUUGAGACGCUUGGUGUUGCGCCUAAAGGGACAAUUGAUGUUCAUGAGAUGUUGUUUAAGACUGCUGAUUAUCUCACCAGAGGCGGUGAGACUGGGAUUUUCACCCCUAUGCAUAUGAUCCUUUGCAAGAAGCCGGUCGAGAAAGCGCAGGAGGAGUCUUGAUGUUUGAGGUUUUAUUUUUAAUCAUAUCGUUUGCUUUAUGGUUACUUUUUAGUAUGUUUUUUUUUUUAUUUUAAUUGUUACACUUUGAUGAUUUGCUAUGUUCGAUUUAAAUCAAUCACUCUAGAUUUUGCUAUUUAGUAUUUAGUUGUAAUGAAUUUUGUUACUACUUAUUUGUUAUGGUGUUGAUGCUUUAUGUCA
Messenger RNA from Erigeron canadensis, 1374 nucleotides. Its product is annotated as 24-methylenesterol C-methyltransferase 2-like. The transcript has a single exon. Gene Ontology annotation, molecular function: S-adenosylmethionine-dependent methyltransferase activity. Gene Ontology annotation, biological process: steroid biosynthetic process. The record is from RefSeq and is a predicted model, not a curated record. NCBI's taxonomy places the organism in Eukaryota, Viridiplantae, Streptophyta, Magnoliopsida, Asterales, Asteraceae. Bases 88 to 1176 code for a protein of 362 amino acids.